Cylicostephanus goldi is the source of this 636-nucleotide messenger RNA. The record is from the annotation of a GenBank genome assembly. Lineage: Eukaryota; Metazoa; Nematoda; Chromadorea; Rhabditida; Strongylidae.
AUGAAAACAAAUCCGUUUACCAGACUUCCGUACAGUAAAAAGUACUGGCAGAUUUGGGAGAAACGACGUCAGCUUCCCGUUUGGGAUUAUAAAGACAAAUUCAUGGAAAUUCUACAUAAUAAUCAAUGUAUGACAUUGGUGGGAGAGACUGGGUCAGGAAAAACGACACAAAUACCGCAAUGGUGUGUAGAGUAUGUCCGACAGAGGGCUAUUCCUGGUCAAAGGCGACUCGUAGCUUGCACCCAGCCGAGAAGGGUAGCAGCUAUGUCAGUUGCAGCUAGGGUUGCAGAUGAGAUGGAUGUACAGUUGGGACAGGAAGUCGGAUAUUCUAUUCGUUUCGAAGACUGCGUCAGUGCGCAAACUAUUCUGAAAUAUUGUACCGAUGGAAUGUUGUUACGCGAAGCAAUGAAUUGUCCACUUUUGGAUGGAUAUGGUGUCAUCAUUCUUGACGAAGCUCAUGAAAGGACGUUGGCUACCGAUAUAUUGAUGGGAUUAAUCAAAGAAAUUGUCAAACAACGCUCUGACAUAAAGAUAGUCAUCAUGUCUGCCACGCUGGAUGCCGGGAAAUUUCAAAAUUAUUUCGAGAACUGUCCGCUUAUGUCCGUCCCAGGACGAACUUUUCCUGUAGAAAUAUUC